GUUCAGGCUCCUCUGACUCUCCCUGUGAGGAGAACUGCCUCUCUCUCCUUUAGUAGCCUGUAAUGUUUUUCUGCAUUUCUGAAUAUGAUGUCGAAAAAACACACCGGUGGGACAUAACAGCGUCUGUCCAGCAGGGGGACGCUGGGCGUCACGUUGCUAUGGUAACAGUAGGGAAGUCCCAGGCCAACAACAACGGUGCGAUAAUGUCCGUCAGCUCUGUGCUAAAAGAAGAGAAGAAGAAGAGACGCACUCUGGUUCUGAGGCCCUCCUCUCGAACUAUUAAUAUUUCAGUAUCAGGCGUACAUGGAGUCAGCCAAAGUAGCAGAGACACAACCAGCGUCCUGUCCCCGAGCAGAAGACGUCUGAGCCUGGCCGCUGGCAGCAAAGUCCUCAUUCCCACUCCGAGACAAGCUGUCCGGGUGUUGGAUGAAGAAGACAAUGACGUCACUCCUCAGCCGCUUUACCGGGCAGAUGCAGCAGCUGCAGCAGCUGUGCAGGUCAAAGCCAGCAGGUUGUUCCUGGAUGAAAUCUGUGCUGGAUCAGCAUCAGACCAGACAGCAGCCACUGGCAGCUUCACCAUGCUCUUCUCAAGGUCCAUAUUAGGAAGCAGCAGGAUAUCCAGCCAGUCUACCAUCGAGUCCAUGAAUGAGGAGAUGGAGGAUACAUUUUCCAAAAGGGAUAUGCCCUUCAACUUCCCAGAUGUGCAGGGGAAAAGAGACACUGUGAAAGAACCUGUGACAGAAGACAUGUUGAAAGAGGUCACAGAUGUCUACAUCUCUGAGACAGACAGCAUUUCACUGCUGGACAUACCCAGCACCUUUGUGUCAGUGGAUGCUGAUGACUCAGAAGCUAUCAUAGAGAGAAACAAUCAGUAUGCUGAGGUUUGCAGAAAUGGAAUGGGCAAUGAUAAGUAUGUGGAUCGAUCCGUGCAGACAUUGAAUGGAGCAGCUAAAAACAAACAGGUCCAGAGCGACAGCACAGUCAUGGUAGACACAGCCACGACUGUUACCACCUGGGACAUGUAUGACACUUUGCUCAGCCCCGAGCAGGAUGAAAAGGUGUGUAGCCCUGAACUAGGCAGGGCUGACUAUCCAGAGGCUGUUGUGGACACCAGCAGAGGGGCAGAGAGGAGCGUGUCGGUGGGCAGCACAGCCAGUACAGCCAGUGCUGCUAGCUCACUGAAAGAAGUGGAGGCGAUUGGGAUCAGUUUGAACGCUGAGUCAGACCUUCAGCUGAUCAUGCUGUCGGAGAAAUUCCAACACUGCUUACUAGUAAUGGAGAGGAGCAUUCUGGGAAACACGUUCCAACCCAAGCUGGCUGCUUACAGACAGCUGCCCGUUAUAGAAGACCCAGACCCUCUGGUGGAGCAGAGGGAGGAGGAUACAGAGAGCCCCCCAUCUCCAGCUGUGGAGCGACUCUGGGCCUUCAGCUGUGAGCUCAGCAGAGGACGCAGCAUCAGCUGCAUGGCAUGGAACAAGAAGAACCCGGACCUCCUGGCUGUGGGCUAUGGUGAGUCUGGCUCCAGUGACCAGAAACCAGGCCUGGUAUGCUGCUGGUCUCUCAAAAAUCCCACGUGGCCUGAGCGCGUCAUCCACGGUGACAGCGCGGUGACUUCCCUGGAUUUCUCAUCCAAUAAACCCAGUCACCUGGCUGUGGGCAUGCAAGAUGGCAGCAUCGCUAUCUACAACGUGAAGAGUCAAGACAACAAGUCAGGUGUCAUCAGCAGCAGUGAAUGUCCCAACAGGCACUUGGAUCCAGUGUGGCAGCUCAGGUGGACCCAACAGGAGUUGAGCUUGACGGGAGGAGAGAAGGCAGAAUGGCUGUUUUCUGUGGCUGCAGACGGGAGGAUCAGCAAGUGGCUCGUGUGCAGCAACGGCCUCGACUGCAUAGACCUGAUGAAGCUCAAGAGGAUUCAUAACACCAAGAAGAAAGCUGGAGGGACCAAGACAGACAGUGUUGUGUCACCACUGACUCCUGGUCUGUGUUUUGACUUCCAUCCAACAGAUCCCAGUGUCUACUUGGUUGGCACAUGGGAAGGUCUCAUUCAUCAGUGCUCCUGUUCCAACAGUCAGCAGUUUCUGGAGACGUACAGGAAGCACUUUUGUCCUGUGAACUGUAUCACAUGGAGUCCACUCAGUCCCGAUGUGUUCCUGAGCUGCUCCUCUGACUGGACCGUCCAGCUGUGGAAGCAGGACCACCAUAGCCCCAUGUUAAGCUUCACCUCCACCCAGAGAGCAGUGUGCGACAUCAAGUGGUGCCCAAAGUGGGCCACAGUAUUCGGAGCCGUUAAUGAGGGACAGCUGGAGAUCUGGGACCUGAAUUCAAGCAUCUUGGACCCAAUCAUCGUGCAGCCUGCUGCCACUGAUGUGAAGAUGAAGUCCCUGCUGUUUGCCACACAGGCAGACUGUGUCCUGGUAGGAGACAGUGAUGGACAAGUGACUGUCUACCAGCUCAAGAACAUCAGUGUGGGAGACAGCAGCCAGGUGGAUAUUCUGGAGGCCAUCAUCUGCUCUGCGGCUCUGGGAUAGUUCAGAAACAUAGACAGAUGAGACCCAAGGCCUUCGGGUCUCUCUUUGCAAACGAUGCAUCAGUACAAAGAAAAUGAUGUGUCCAGAUCUAGAAGUAACACAAGUUCAUUUUGGCAUAAGGCUUUAGUGUACAUUGGUCUUUACCGCUGAAAGCAUCAGACUAAACAUACUGGCUGAGUUUGUCAAGAGUUGGAGCUUUAAGGGUUUAAAUCGCUUCAUUUCAUUUGAAUUCUAUUUAAUCGUUUUGCCAAAGAAGAAUGAAUAUUAUUCUUUAAAAAAAACACACCAUAUAUGAUUUGUAUGUUACUGUAGAAAAUAACCCCAAAAAAUCAUCACGUCAUUAAAAUCCUCAAAUUCCCCGAAACAAAGCCAAAGACAUGACGUCAGUGUCCUGGCAGCUCGGGCCACGCACGCCACGUCAAGAAACCAUUGCUGAAUUUUAAAUAUUAUAUUUCAGUGUUAAUGGUUCCUGUGUAUGCAGAAAUGUUGACGGAUUAUUGUGCAUGAUGAAGGGCUCCACACUGAGGAAGACUGCUUUAGAGCUCUGGGAGUCAGAGAUAUGGUGACGUCUUGUGGCCAGAUUUGGUGCGACAGAAAGUUGAGUGAAUUGAGAUGAAUCUUAUUCGACGAGCUCUUUGACCUGCUGGGAUGCAGAUGGACUUCCUCGGCUUUGGUUGGUCCUAUAAGUCAAGUUAAAUGCUCUCCAGGCUUCUCCUUAUUACUUGCUUUAAAUACAACAUUUAACAGAUGAAACUGAA
This is a messenger RNA of Sebastes umbrosus (honeycomb rockfish), 3286 nucleotides long. It is a transcript of the gene dnai4, whose product is annotated as dynein axonemal intermediate chain 4. Gene Ontology annotation, biological process: cilium movement. The transcript has 17 exons. The record is from RefSeq and is a predicted model, not a curated record. Gene Ontology annotation, molecular function: dynein light chain binding; dynein heavy chain binding. Lineage: Eukaryota; Metazoa; Chordata; Actinopteri; Perciformes; Sebastidae. Bases 63 to 2528 code for a protein of 821 amino acids. Gene Ontology annotation, cellular component: axonemal dynein complex.